Messenger RNA from Anastrepha ludens (Mexican fruit fly), 1631 nucleotides. RefSeq names its product UDP-glucose 6-dehydrogenase (gene sgl). Gene Ontology annotation, biological process: glycosaminoglycan biosynthetic process. Gene Ontology annotation, molecular function: NAD binding; UDP-glucose 6-dehydrogenase activity. Gene Ontology annotation, cellular component: nucleus; cytosol. NCBI's taxonomy places the organism in Eukaryota, Metazoa, Arthropoda, Insecta, Diptera, Tephritidae. The record is from RefSeq and is a predicted model, not a curated record. The transcript has 6 exons. Bases 183 to 1631 code for a protein of 482 amino acids.
CUUAAAGAGAGAGCCGGAUGUGGAUGGCUGUCAAAUUUAGCGUAAAGUAAAAUUUUAAGAUAAGAACUUAGAAACGCCUGCACAAAGCAAAUUGUUAAGUCCAUAAAUAAAAAAUGUUCGUUAUUAAUUAUUUUAUUCUGUGACAAGCAACAAGGUUAGAUAAAUAACUUUAGUAAACUGCAAUGGAUUCAUUAACCGUGAUGAAAGUGUGUUGUAUUGGUGCUGGUUACGUUGGUGGCCCAACUUGUGCGGUGAUGGCGCUCAAGUGCCCAGACAUACAAGUCACAGUGGUGGAUCGGAGUUCCGAACGGAUAGCGCAAUGGAAUUCAGAUAAAUUACCAAUUUACGAGCCGGGAUUGGAUGAAGUCGUAAAAAAAUGCCGUAAUGUCAACCUUUUCUUCUCAACUGAUAUUGAAACUGCCAUCAAAGAAGCAGACCUGAUAUUCAUAUCUGUAAAUACGCCAACAAAAAACUUUGGCAACGGCAAAGGUCGCGCUGCCGAUUUAAAGUACGUUGAAAGUGCUGCCCGUAUGAUCGCCGAGAUCGCACAGUCUAACAAGAUCGUAGUGGAGAAGAGCACAGUACCCGUGCGUGCUGCCGAAAGUAUCAUGCAUAUCUUGCAUGCGAAUCAAAGGCCUGGCAUUCGGUAUGAUAUUCUCUCGAAUCCUGAAUUUCUUGCCGAAGGAACGGCCAUUGAAGAUCUGUUGCAUGCCGAUCGUGUGCUAAUUGGAGGUGAGGAAUCAUCCGAGGGUCUCAAAGCAGUUGAAAAAUUGUCGUGGAUCUAUGAACAUUGGAUACCGAAAAAGAAUAUACUUACAACGAACACUUGGAGUUCCGAAUUGUCUAAAUUGGCAGCGAAUGCAUUCCUAGCGCAACGUAUAUCGAGCAUAAACUCAUUGUCGGCCGUGUGUGAGGCGACGGGCGCCGAUGUAUCGGAAGUGGCUCGUGCCGUUGGUCUGGAUUCACGUAUUGGCUCGAAGUUCUUGCAAGCGUCAGUGGGAUUCGGUGGUAGUUGCUUCCAGAAGGACAUUUUAAAUUUGGUAUACAUAUGUGAAGGACUAAAUUUGCCCGAGGUUGCGGCGUAUUGGCAGCAAGUGAUUGACAUGAAUGAGUACCAAAAGUCGCGGUUUUCACAAAAGAUCAUCGAAAGCCUGUUCAAUACCGUCUCGGAUAAACGAAUUUCGAUAUUUGGUUUCGCUUUUAAGAAAAAUACUGGCGAUACACGUGAAACACCAGCCAUAACUGUCUGCAAAACAUUACUGGAGGAGGGUGCCAAGCUGGACAUUUACGAUCCGAAAGUAGAGCCAGAGCAAAUAAUAGACGAUUUGACACAUCCAUCUGUGACAGAGUCACCGGAAAGUGUCAAGAAGGCAGUGCAGAUACAUAGCGAUCCGUACAGUGCAGUGCGUGGCACACAUGCAAUUGUGCUUUGUACAGAAUGGGACGAGUUUGUGACAUUAGACUACAAACGUAUUUACCAGUCAAUGAUGAAACCAGCUUAUAUAUUCGAUGGCCGUAAAAUUUUGGAUCACGAGUGCUUGCAGCAAAUUGGAUUCCAUGUACAAACUAUAGGAAAACGCUACCAGCGUACAGGUUUAAUGCGUUCUUGGGGAAGCGUGCCACAAUUGUAG